GAACCUGUGAAGCCGCGCACCUUCGACCGCUCCGCCAUGAAGAGCCCAGCGGCCAGCGGCUUGUCGUUCUCGCAGCUGGCCCGCGGCUUCAAGACGCUGGAGGAGGCCCACGCGGCCGAGGAGGCCGACAAGAAGAGAGAGGAGGCGAAG
Molecule: messenger RNA, 150 nt
Organism: Prorocentrum cordatum
Lineage: Eukaryota; Dinophyceae; Prorocentrales; Prorocentraceae
Source: the annotation of a GenBank genome assembly